AUGUCAUCUACAUUACCAUCUCUCCCCUCGCAAUCCGCCCCCCGAAAGAGGCCCGGAACCCCAGAAAUCUCUGGUGGUGGGUUCCGGUCGACCGGUGAUCUAGUUUCUACCAGAUCACAGAGUAAGGGCGGUGAGGAGUUCAUUCCCACCUUAGAUCGAACAACGCGACGUACAUCUCAACGCAAGACGCAAUCCCUCACCUCUCAGACUCGCAAGGCCACUAUGCCACGUUCAAGGGUUAGCUCGCCUACUGAUCUAUCACAUCCCCGUUGUGGAGGCCCGCCUCCCCCUCCUAAUUCCGGAGCUGCCUCGAGGUUACGGCGAAACACAACAAACUGGAGCGCUCGUAUGUUUUCAGCCAAUUCUGCCAUGGAUGUAUCCUUUUUCCCAACCCCGGCGCCCUCACUGUCUCCAGAACCUAGUCCCCCUCUCUCCGCUCACAUUACUCUUAAGCAUAACGAGUCUUCGCUGGUUCUCGCAGAGAGUAGCAGCUCAUUAGCUCCACUAUCAACAAAGUUGCGCCGCCGCAGCGUAACGCCUGGUGUUUCCAAGCCUGCAUUCUCCUCGAUACCAUGCCAACAGGAGCCACCCGUCUCCUCUUUCAAGGGGAGUGGAAUAGCAUCAAUUGAUAUACCAAAGCCCAACCAUUCAUAUGGCAGUGAACCAUCUUCUACAAUAACAACCAACUGGCGGCCUUCUAUAGGAGAAAACCCGAUGGAUAGUCCAAAGUCGAGUGCUGCCCCAACGCAACGGUCUACGGAACUGAAUACCCGAAUGGUUAUCACACAUUUGGUUUUGACCAAUUUCAAAAGCUACGCUGGUAGGCAGGUUGUUGGCCCCUUCCACGUGUCAUUUUCUUCUGUGGUCGGGCCUAAUGGCUCCGGUAAAUCCAAUGUGAUUGAUGCGUUACUUUUUGUUUUUGGCUUUCGUGCAAGUAAAAUGAGGCAGGGGAAAAUUUCGGCACUCAUUCAUAACUCUGCUAAUUUUCCCAGCCUUCCUUUUUGUGAAGUCGAAGUCCAUUUCGAAGAAGUCUUGGAUCUCCUGGGAGGGAAGCUCGAGACCGUUCCUGAAUCUCGGCUUGUAGUUUCUCGGCGGGCCUUCAAAAAUAACACAAGCAAAUAUUAUAUGGACUGCAAAGAGACUAGUUUUACAGCAGUUACUAAUUUUUUAAAAGAUCGGGGAAUUGACCUGGAUCACAAGCGAUUCCUCAUUCUGCAAGGCGAAGUCGAGUCCAUUUCUCAAAUGAAACCAAAAGCUGCUAACGAACACGAUGAUGGCCUGCUUGAGUACUUGGAAGAUAUCAUAGGCACUUCGAAGUAUAAGUCUCCUAUUGACGAAGCUGCGGCUGAGGUUGAAACGCUGAACGAAGUGUGUGCGGAGAAGAAUAGCCGUGUUAAACAUGUUGAAAAGGAAAAGUCUUCUCUGGAGGAUAAGAAAAACAAAGCUUUAGCAUUCAUUAGAGAUGAGAAUGAACUCGCUGAAAAGCAAUCCUCACUUUAUCAAAUCUAUAUCGCCGAAUGCAAUGAUAACAGAAGGGUUACUGAGGAGGCUAUCCUGCAGUUACAAGAACUGCUGAAUCUCGAGCUCGAAAAACAUCAGGGCAGUGAAGACGGUAUCAAGAUUCUUCAGCGCCAAUUCAAGCAGCGAAUAAACGAAUUGGAAGCUAUGGAGGCAGAAACACAGACCGCCAUGAAAGAGGUGUCGAAGUAUGAUAAAGAGUCUGUCAAACUGGAGGAAAAGCGCAAAUUUAUGUUUAGUAAACAAAAGAAACUGGAAAAAGCAAUGCAAUCUAGUCGUCUGGCAGCCUCGGAGUGCGCAAGUUUGGCAGAAAAACACAGGGACGACAUUGAGAAAAAGGCCGCCGAGAUUGCUUUGCUUGAGAAUGAAAUGAAAUACGAAGAAAAAGAACUUUUUUCAAUCCGCGAAAGCCUGAAAGGCAAGACUGAAGGCCUUUCAGAACUGAUCGCUGAGAAGCAAAAGGAAUUGGAACCAUGGAACAAGAAAGUAAACGAAAAAAGGUCUGCAAUAGCUGUCGCCCAAAGCGAGCUGGAUAUACUUCGUGAGAAAUCUGGUGCAGGUGCGAUUGCUUUGGAAGAGGCUCAAGCCAGGGUAUUUUCCUUUCAAAAUGGUGUCAUCGCCAAAACCGAAGAGCUAGAACAACGUCGCACAAAAAAAAUUGAGCUCGAAAAUGAUGCGCAGACUGCCAUGACUGAACUACGCAAAUUUUCCGAAAAGGAAUCAGAUUAUCGUUCUCGCCUAUCCAGUGCUAGACAAAAAGCCGAGGAGGCGAGGGCUAGUUUAACAAGCACUCAGAACCAGGGGAAUAUUCUUUCUGGCUUGAUGAGACUGAGAGAAUCAGGCCGCAUCGAGGGAUUUCACGGGCGACUGGGCAAUCUAGGGACAAUCGACGAAAAUUUUGACGUGGCUAUCUCGACUGCGUGCCCGGCACUUGACAAUCUUGUAGUUGAUUCCGUGGAAGUUGGCCAACAAUGUAUCGAAUACCUUCGCAAGAACAAUCUUGGUCGAGCCAAUUUUAUCUUGUUGGAUAAAUUACCUCGUAGGGACAUGUCGCCAGUCUUUACUCCGGACAGUGUACCCCGAUUAUUUGAUCUAGUAAAGGCUGUCGACCCGAAAUUUAGCCCUGCGUUUUUCAGUGUUUUGCAAAAUACGCUUGUGGCUAAAGAUUUAGAGCAGGCGAAUAAAAUAGCUUACGGGCCUAGAAGAUGGAGGGUUGUCACCCUCGAUGGUCAGCUUAUUGACCUAUCCGGUACGAUGAGUGGAGGCGGCUCUCGGGUUACUAGAGGAGCCAUGUCAUCGAAAAGGGUUGCUGAUGUUUCUAAGGAUCAAGUGCUUAAACUUGAUGCGGAGCGUGAUUACAUGGAGAAGAGGUUCCAGGCAUUCCAGGAGAGACAACGGCAGUUGGAGGUAUCAGUUAAGGAAAUAAUGGAUGAGAUUCCUAAAAUCGAAACUGUCAUGCAAAAGCUUCAUUUGGAGAUUGAGAGUAGCAGACGGAAUUUAACAGAUGCCAAUCGUCGUGUGAAAGAACUAGUUGCUGAACACAAACCAUCACAGGAUGAUGACGACAGCGUUACUACCCUUGAGGAACAUAUUUUGACUUUGGAAACCCAAACAGAUCAAUUAAAUAAAGAGAAAGGCGGCAUAGAAAAAGAGAUACAAACCUUGCAAGAUAAGAUCAUGGAGAUUGGCGGCGUGAGGCUUCGGGGACAGAAGGCCCAGGUUGAUGGACUUAAAGAACAGAUUUCGCUUCUUACAGAUGAAGUGUCAAAUGCCGAGAUAGCAAAAUCGAAAACAGAAAAGUUGCUUGUGAAGCAUGAAAAGUCACGCUCUAACUGUGAAGCAGAACUCGAGCAUUUAGCAGAGGAACUUGAUAGACUCACUCAAGAAAUAGAAGGCCAGGUAAUCACGACAUCGAAAAUGAAAGAGAAGGCUGAAACUUCACAAGACGCCUUGCUCGCCAGAAAGGAAGUUCUGGCAACCCUGAAAGCAGAACUAGAUGAGAAAACAAUCGAGCUUAAUGAAACUCGUGCGAGUGAGAUAGAGAUGCGGAAUAAACUAGAUGAAAACCAAAAGGUUUUGGUCGAAAAUCAGAAGAGAGGCAAAUACUGGGAGGACAAAUUGUCCAAGUUAGAGGUUCAGAAUUUGAGUGAUCUCGGCGAGGAGCAAAUCUCGGACCACCUACCCGUUUUCAGCAAAGAUGAGCUUUCUGGCAUGAAUAAGGAAUCAUUGAAAGCCGUCAUAGCUGCUUUAGAGGAAAAAACUCAGGAUACCCAGGUGGACGUAUCAGUUUUAGGUGAAUAUAGACGUCGAGUAGCGGAGCACGAGUCUCGAUCUGCCGACCUAGCGGCGGUUCUCGUUUCUCGAGAAAAUGCUAAAUCUCGUCUCGACACCCUCCGUUCGCUCCGCUUGACCGGAUUUAUGGAGGGAUUCAAUACGAUCUCUCUUCGCUUGAAAGAAAUGUAUCAAAUGAUUACCAUGGGUGGCAAUGCGGAACUCGAGCUUGUGGACUCGCUUGAUCCAUUCUCAGAGGGUAUAUUGUUCUCUGUUAUGCCACCGAAAAAGAGCUGGAAGAAUAUUAGUAACCUCUCAGGAGGGGAGAAGACUUUAUCGAGCCUUGCCCUAGUGUUCGCUUUGCAUCAUUAUAAGCCCACUCCGCUGUACGUCAUGGAUGAAAUCGAUGCCGCUUUGGACUUUAGAAAUGUUUCUAUUGUUGCCUCUUAUAUCAAAGAGCGCACAAAGAACGCGCAGUUUAUUGUUAUCUCCCUUCGAAAUAAUAUGUUCGAACUCGCUUCUCGACUUGUUGGUGUGUAUAAAGUGAACCACAUGACCAAAAGUGUCACUGUGGAAAAUAAGGAUUAUCUUAAAGUCUGA
Messenger RNA from Ophidiomyces ophidiicola, 4389 nucleotides. It is a transcript of the gene SMC4, whose product is annotated as Structural maintenance of chromosomes protein 4. The transcript has 4 exons. NCBI's taxonomy places the organism in Eukaryota, Fungi, Ascomycota, Eurotiomycetes, Onygenales, Onygenaceae. The record is from RefSeq and is a predicted model, not a curated record. The coding region runs from base 1 to 4389 and encodes 1462 amino acids. Gene Ontology annotation, cellular component: chromosome. Gene Ontology annotation, biological process: mitotic chromosome condensation. Gene Ontology annotation, molecular function: protein binding; ATP binding; ATP hydrolysis activity.